Fusarium coffeatum is the source of this 417-nucleotide messenger RNA. RefSeq lists its product as uncharacterized. Gene Ontology annotation, cellular component: mitochondrial nucleoid. NCBI's taxonomy places the organism in Eukaryota, Fungi, Ascomycota, Sordariomycetes, Hypocreales, Nectriaceae. Bases 1 to 417 code for a protein of 138 amino acids. Gene Ontology annotation, molecular function: single-stranded DNA binding. The transcript has 3 exons. The record is from RefSeq and is a predicted model, not a curated record. Gene Ontology annotation, biological process: mitochondrial DNA replication; positive regulation of helicase activity.
AUGUCUUUCUCUACCGCCCUUCGUCGCGCCGCCGUCGCUCCGGCUUUUACUGCCCGUGCUUUCAGCACCACCUCUGCUCGACCUCUCGCCAAGAUCACCAUUAUUGGUAACCUCGCUGAUACUCCCGAGGUCCACCCCACCAGCACUGGCCGUGAAGUCGUCCGCUACGCUGUCGCCAGCAACAGCGGCUCUCGCGAAAACCGCAAGACCAGCUGGUUCAAGGUCACAAGCUUCGCUGAAGGUCCUUCUCGAGACUACCUCAUGAACCUUCCCAAGGGUGCUACUGUCUACGUCGAGGGCGAUGCUUCUCUGCACCCUUACACUGACGCAAACGGCCAGAACCGUACCAGCUUCAGUGUCGUCCAGCGCCAAAUCGAGGUUCUUCGACGUCCCCAAGCUCCUGAGCAGGGCGAGUAA